UAUAAUAUGGAAAUUUAUUUAUUUAUAUAUCUGAUAUAGAACAUUGUUAUCAUGCAAGAAAAAAAGAAAAAAUACGAAAUGAUGAAUAAUUAUUCCAAUGCAAUGAAUUAUCUGUCAUUAUCAUAUCGUGUAUAAUUUAACGAAAAAAUAUUACGAAUAAGUCGUACAUUUGAACUCUGUAACCAACGUUACAAUGAAAUUAUAAUAUGAUGAUUAAAUGUAGAAGUGCAUGUAUAGAAUUUCCACUUGUAUGUGAUGAAAGUAAGAUGAAGAGUGGGAUUGGAAUACAAUUUAACGGCUUACUCAACAAAUCAACAGUUCGUUAUGACGACAAAUCACGGACAGAUAACGUUGAAAAAUCCUGUUUCAAGUUCUUUUAUUUUUUAUUGAUUAUUGCUCUUCUUAUCACACAGUGUAAUUAUUUCGUAAAACAAAAAAAUUUUGUCAAUUCGUGUUUACUAUACUUGGAAUUUUAAACACUCUUUUUUCAUUUUUUUAAUUUUUCAAUAUUAGUGACGUAUCGAGUUUUGAAAUUUUCCUUCUUCAUCGUAUAUGCGUCCUUCGUAAAAUUCGUUAUAUGUCAUAAAGCAAUGACGUAGAAUUAUGAAACGAUAAAAGACAAAGCGAAGACCUCACGUGAACUAACCGAUAUUUAACAUUUCGUUCGUUUACUUAUGCUUGUGAUGCAAAAUAACGCUUUUUAUAUUUUUUUUGUGUUACAUGUUUUUAUGAAUUGAAGUUUCAAUUUCAAUUACGAACUUUAAUGGCAUAUAGUGUCAUUGGCACUAAUAUCUGCGGUAGUGUUCGUACUGUGUGCGAUGGAAUCAUUAUGAAAUAUGAAACGUAUAUUUUGUGAACAAACUUUCAAAAAUCAGAAUUUAUACAUCGCAUAUUCUAGUAAGAGUAAUGUAACAUAGUAGCAGUGUAAUAUGUAUAAACAAUUUCAGAAACAAAAAAUUUUGAAAGAAUUUUCUUUAUCGAUAUUAUUUUUCGGAGUAGUAACAAGGAAAAUUCAUCUAUAGAGACGCCAUGUUAUAAGUUAAUGGUGAUCAAAAGUACUGAAAAAGUGAUUGUAAACGGAAACAAUGAUUUGUGUGAGUGCGUUGGUAUGGUGAUAUCGGUGAAACAGCAUCAACGAACAUUAUCGGACGAGAACCAGGAUAAAAUAAGUAAUAUCUCCAUUGAAGAUCAUAAUAUCGAAAACUAUCGGAGCGAGAUAGUGCAUUCUGUCAAAGAUAGCGCGGUCAGCAUUACCGAAAAUGACAGCAUUGCCGAUUCAUCUACGCAGUGCAGUAACGUAGAAGACGAUAAUGACAAUGAAACGGAUAUCGAAGAAGAAGAUUGGAUACCUGAUUUACCUGUACCAACGGGAUUUCAACAACAUCAAGAAGUGACAACCGCAGAUGGCAAUAUAGUGUUACCUAAUGCAGACAUUUCAAAUUUUGGUAAUGUGCGCGUAAAGAAUUCGACUAAUGUGCAUCUUGGUAAUAAGACCUUUUAUAAGGGUCCAGUGACAAUAAAACAAUUCGUUUACACGAAUCCGACUUCAAUACAGGACUUUGAUACGGUGAAGAGUGAUGUUAUAGGAUCGGAUAUCAACACAUCUGACUUGUCAACUGCUAAAGGAGAUUCGACUGCGAAGAACUCAAUUUUAUCACAAAAUCCUGAUCUCGUAACAAAAUGGUUGCGGACUUGGCGAUAUGCAGCAUUUUUGUGUAUUCUAGCUUUAAUUCUUGUAAUUAUUAUGGUCAUCGCCAGUAUAUAUUUUACACGCAAUUCUACUAUUCCGUCAACCGUAGUUUUUCCGGAAAUACCAGAUUCUUUAUUCGGAGAUAAGAUAAAAAAUAUCCGUUUUAUUGAACGAAAAGAAUGGGGUGCUCAACCACCUACAACACAAUUAAUAAAGAUGAAACUUCCGGUACCAUAUGUGAUUAUAAGUCAUACAGCAACACAAUUUUGUAACACACAAUCGGAGUGUACAUUUUAUGUUCGAUUUGCACAAACGUUUCAUAUUGAAUCUAGAAAUUGGUCAGAUAUUGGUUAUAAUUUUCUUGUUGGUGGCGACGGAUAUGUAUAUGUUGGUCGUAGUUGGGAUUAUAUGGGUGCUCAUGCAUUUGGAUAUAAUAACAUAAGUAUAGGUAUUUCUUUUAUUGGAACAUUUAAUACGGUAAAACCACCUAAACAACAGUUAUACGCUGUGCAGAAACUUAUCGAAUUAGGAGUAGAAAAAGGGAAAAUUGCACCAAAUUAUAAAUUAUUAGGACAUCGUCAAGUUUCUCGAACUAUAAGUCCAGGUGAUGCAUUAUACAGUGUUAUUCAAACUUGGCCUCAUUGGUCGAAAGAACCAUAAAAAAAAAUUAUUUUUUUUGUAUCAGUGAUAUCUCGAAUUUUUCAUUUUUAUCAUAAAAAUUUCGAUGGAUAUUUAUUUAUUUGCAUAAUUUACUAUGUGACAAUGAAAAUAUUGUUUAUUAAUAUACAAUUUAUGUGACAUUUUAUAUAAUUUAAUUAUAAAUGAUAUAUGUUUAAAUAUAUUUAAUAUUAAAUUAUUAUAUAUUAAAUAAACAUAUUGAAAUUAGUUGAAAGAAUAUAUGUAAAAGUUUUAUAUUUUUAAUUGUAAAUGUAAUAUAUAUUUUUUUAUGUAGAUAAUUUUAGUAGUAGAAAAAAUAAUAUAUAUAUUGUAAAAUAAAGAAUUACCUAAAAAAAUAUAUAAAAAAUAUAAUAUAAAAUUUUUUAUUCUAAAUAUUGUAUAUAUAUUAAAUAUUCAUUCUUACAAAAAUUUCUUUAAAAAAUUUAUUUUAUGAUUCAUUACAUUAAACAAAUAAUAUAUAAAUAUUGCAGAUUUUAUUAUAGUACGAUAUUAUUUUCUGUAAUUAUAUUAAUAAAAAAACAAUUUAAUUUUUAUGAUUAGAGGGCGCUGAAUCUUGUCUUAUAAAUCAUUAAGUCUUAUUUUCAAUAUUGACACGUUUCGAUAGAGAAAUUUAUGAACGCAAAAAGAAUAUAAAUGUUUGAAAAUUGAUAAAUUAUAGAACACAUAUUGUUUAAAGAAAUUAUUACUGUUAACAGUAUUUUAAAAAGAAAUAAUUGUACUCACAGCUCUCAAGGAUUGAAAAUUUUUACAUAUCUGCUUUAAAUAUAAAAUGUAAUGAAAGUAAAUUCGACAAUAAUAUUUAAAUUCACAUCUUAAUACAAUCAAUUAAUUUACUAAAAAUUAUUAAUUCCAGAUUAGUUGUUAAAAAAUGUUAUAAAAAAAUGUAAUGAAUAAAAGAGAACAAGUUGAGAUCGAUGGUAGGAAUUGAUAACGCGCAAUGCGAUACGAUGGCGACACAAGCUUUCAUACAUAAGUACGAUUCGUAUAAAUUGAAGAUAUUAGUACUAUUAAUUUUUGUGUGGUGUGCUCAAGUCGUUUUUAUAUAUAUAGUAAUUUUCCCUACGGUAGGGAAUUUUUCUCUUUUAAAUUUUCGCGGUUUUCUGUAAUUUUAUAAAAUGUGUAACAUGUAUCAUGAUAAAGUGCAUAGAUAAAAUAUAGUAAAAUAAUUAUAGUUUAGUAUUUUCUAAUAUAUUUAUAAUAAUUAUUAAAAUUUUUUUUAUUUAUAAAUAUACUAGUAUUAUGUAGCUUUUUUAUAUUAAAAUUAUUAUAUUUAUUUAUAAUUAAAUAAUUUUAUCUUCUAACAUGUUUAAUGUUUGUAAUUGAUAUAAUGAUUUUUUUUAGUAUUAUAUGAUUUUUGUUAAGUAUUAUUAACUAUUCAUCUUAUAUAUUUAUCUAAUUCUUUCAUUUAGAAAUCUUAUUUUCUUUUUUAACUUUUAUUGAUUUUUAUACUUAUUUAUACAUUUUUAAAAAUUAUAUAUUUGUUUAAAAAAUGCUUUAAAUUUAUUUUAUAUUAAUAUUUUUUUAAUUAUUUUUUUAUUAAUUAUAAAUGCUUUAAAGUAUUAUAACCUCAAAGUUUAUACACUUUUUAUCACUUUGAAUAUUUAUAUGUUAUUUUUAUUUACUACAAUUACAAUAUUUAUAUAUAAUUUAUGAAUAAGUUUCAAAAAGAUUUUGAUAUUUAAAUUAAUUUUUUAAAAAAAGCAUUAAUUACAUUUCGUCUUCUAGUUUUAGUUUUCGUUCUAAUGUUAUAAUAAGAUUCUUGUUACUAGCAAAACAGUAUUGCCAAGUUUAAUAUCAUGAUUUAUAUUUAAAGUAUAGGUUGUAUACAUGUUUAUAAUUUUUCGAUUUAUAUGUCAAUAUUAUUCUCGAAUUAAAGAAAUGUAUUGUAUAUGAAUAUCAAAUUUCAAAAAUAACUGUAAUAAUUUUGACUGAUGUGUUUCUAUGUAGAGUAUUGACAACCAUAUUACAUAAAUCCAUGAUACAUCUAAUAUGGUCAUAAAUGUUUUUCCGAUAUAAAAAGCAAAAAACUUAUGACUAAAUUUAAAAAAAGAUUAUUACAAUUUUUUUAUAAUAGUGAAAAAACAUUUAUGAAUUUAAAUAUUAGCAGAUAGUAAACAAGAAAAGCCGCGUAUAAUUUUCAGUUGUGUUAGGAGGGGCAAUGCACCAUGGGAACAAUUUGUGACAGGCGCAUGCGCAGAUCAGUUUACAGUUGGAGCUUGGAAGAAAAUGGCGUCAGCUAAGUUUCUGGAGGAAGCUCUGAGCACGGACGUCGAUGAAUCCGCAGUGAACGCGAUAGUAGGCUCCCUUGAAACCCAACUGGUAACAUCGACGCCGGUUAUCAAGUAAGUUCUGCGUCAAUCAGUCAGCAGAAUCAUUAGGUGAACAGUGGUAUUUCCAAUGGAGACACCAUCACCGCGGUACAGUCACAGAAACAUGGGGUUGUGGUGCUGUGGCGUGCGGGUUGAAGGCGGCGAGCACUCGCGAGAAAAUGGUCGUAUGCUUGUCCCUCUGGUGGCGAGGAUAAGAAGGGCCGUCAAAACACCCCCCUGCCAAGGGGUCUAAGGUACGGGCCUGCCAAUAAACUUACUGAUGAGUUCGCUGGCAGGCCCUGAACGAGACGAUCUUCCUUUUCCCGCCUUCUUUCCUCUCUCUCCUCCUUCUGAUCUCGCUCACAUCGUAUAAAAGUCAAAUCUUCGUGAAACCCCUCCCAAAAGCUUGGGGGGAGUGGAUGGCGGCUC
Messenger RNA from Apis cerana (Asiatic honeybee), 5106 nucleotides. Its product is annotated as peptidoglycan-recognition protein LC. Gene Ontology annotation, molecular function: N-acetylmuramoyl-L-alanine amidase activity; zinc ion binding. The record is from RefSeq and is a predicted model, not a curated record. Lineage: Eukaryota; Metazoa; Arthropoda; Insecta; Hymenoptera; Apidae. Gene Ontology annotation, biological process: peptidoglycan catabolic process.